This is a messenger RNA of Heteronotia binoei (common prickly gecko), 1953 nucleotides long. Its product is annotated as zinc finger protein 79-like. The transcript is spliced from 7 exons. Gene Ontology annotation, molecular function: DNA-binding transcription factor activity; RNA polymerase II cis-regulatory region sequence-specific DNA binding. The coding region runs from base 1 to 1953 and encodes 650 amino acids. Gene Ontology annotation, biological process: regulation of transcription by RNA polymerase II. The record is from RefSeq and is a predicted model, not a curated record. NCBI's taxonomy places the organism in Eukaryota, Metazoa, Chordata, Lepidosauria, Squamata, Gekkonidae.
AUGCAACUCUAUGGCACCACGAGCGAGCGCAGCAGCGAGAGCGGAAGCGGCAGUAAGAGCAGGGUGAUGUGGGGAGGAUCCGUGAAGGUGGAAGCAGAGCUCUCUGAGGCAGAAGGAGCUUCGCCAGAGGAAGGUCAAAGGGCGCAGGCCCAGGAGCGUGCCCAAGAUGCCCUGUCAAGUGCAGGGGAUGAUCAGAGGAAUGAGGAGGAUAAGGAACUGUAUCAUCUAUCGCCAAAUGAUGUCAAGAAUGAAGUUUUGGGAAAAAACAUCAGAAUUCAAAGCAGGCCUCAGAGACAGAAAGUCAGGUGCAAGGUUAAGAAGAGGGAUAAAUCCAUUCCUUGCCAAGGGAGGGAUUUCCAAGAAGUAAUUCAAAGGUUGGAGGAAACGUACAAGUGCUUGGAGUGUGGAAUGAACUUCUCCGAUCAAACCCAAUAUAAUAUACAUUUUUCAAAGCACAGUAUAGUGAAGGCAUGUAAAUGCUUUCGAUGUGGAAAGUACUUCAGAUACAAAUCAAAACUCCAUGUGCACCAAAGGAUACACACAGUAGAGAAACAUUUUGAAUGCCCAGAUUGUGAAAAGAAAUUCAGUCAUAGUUCCCUUCUUAAACAGCAUCAAAGAAUCCACACAGAGGAAAAGCGUUUUGAAUGCUUAGAGUGUGGGAAGAGAUUCAGCUGCAGUGGCGAUCUUCAAAGUCAUCGACGAAACCACACAGAAGAGAAGCCUUUCAAAUGCUCAGAGUGUGGGAAAAGAUUCAGUGGGAGUGGCAAUCUUCAAAAGCAUCAAAGAACACACACGGGGGAGAAGCCUUUUGAAUGCUCUGAGUGUGGGAAAAGAUUCAGUGGGAGUGGCAAUCUUCAAAUUCAUCUAAGAAGCCACACAGGGGAGAAGCCUUUUGAAUGCUCUGAGUGUGGGAAGAGAUUCAGUCAGAAUGGCACUCUUCAAAUUCAUCUAAGAAGCCACACAGGGGAGAAGCCUUUUGAAUGCUCGGUAUGUGGGAAGAGAUUCAGUCAGAGAGGCCAUCUUCAGUUUCAUCAAGGAAGCCACACAGGGGAGAAACCUUUUGAAUGCUCAGAGUGUGGGAAGAGAUUCAGGGACAGAAGCAGUCUUCAAAUCCAUCUAAGAACCCACACAGGGGAGAAGCCUUUUGAAUGCUUGGAGUGUGGGAAGAGAUUUCAACGGAGUGGCAGAGAGCGCACUCAGAUCAGCAAAAGUAUUGUGCAUAGUGGGAGAGGCAGUCUCACACAGUCCAAGGCCGUGAAGAGCUUUGCAUGUAUUAACCAAUACUUUAUUUUGAGUCAGGGUCUGCUGGAAGUCCCCUCGCCCGAGUCCCGUUCUUGGGGAGAUGAACGUGGUGGAAUGAAGAGCCACCCGGCAGCAGAGGCUGGAAGGCGGGAGCUGACUUUUGGAACAAACAUCAAUUCUCAGCCGCGGAGGGAGGCCCAGAUGUGGGGAGGAUCCAUGAAGGUGGAAGGAAGCUUCUCUGAGGCGGAAGGAGCUCCGCCAGAGGAAGGUCAGAGGGUGCAGGCCCAGGAACGUGCCCAAGAUGCCCUGUCUAGUGCAGCAGAUGUAGAAGAGACAGCUGAGGAAUUCCACAAGUUCUCUUUGGAAAUAGUCAAGAAUGAAGAUGAUGAAGAAAACUUUGUAGAUGGACCACAGAGGCAGGAGGAAAGCCACGCAGGUAAGAGGAAGGAUGAGCCCAUUCCUUGCCAAAGAGGGGGCCUCCCUGAAACCCCAGUCCGUGAGGAAAGACCAGUCAACAAAACAAGAAACAAAGGUCUCCAUGUGAACCAGAGAAUCCACUGCGUGGAAAAGGGAAAUGAAAGUGUGGCAUUUGUCAAGAGUUUCAGUCAGAGAAUGAACAUCAUUAGGCAGAUUCUAAUUCCCUUAGUAGGGAAAUUAUAUAAUUGCUUGGAAUACAAAAACCUCUUCCGUCAUAAAGCAGCCCUUAGUUAA